CACGCCUCUGCCUGGGGCUGGACCCACAGAUGGCAGGUGCAGCACAGCUUUUCCCAGGUAGGUUCUGGGUUAUUUUCAGUGCUGCCUCAAGGACUGUAUCCAGGCAGAGAUUUUUCUCAUAAGACAAAAUCAGAACUGACCUCCAGUGCCCUCACAGCUUCAUUCUUUCCCUUGCCUUUGUCACAAAAGAAAUGUUUGCUUAACUCAUACCGACAUCUCCAUGCCAAUGCAAGCAAGCAGCUCUGUUCCCAUUUUCCACAUUAGAAAAUGGAGUGGGAAUGACACAGUAAGGUUUACACAGGGAGGCAGAGACUGGUCUCUGAGAUCUGAUGUUCAGCACUGCAGCAGGUCCAAGGGCAGAACAGAGCACACCAGGAACCUCAGGCAAGAAGCACAGCUGACCUCCUUGCUGAGGGCCAAAGAUGGGCCUCAGCUCCUAAAUCCCAUUCAUGACACACCUCUGGUUUCCAAAGACUUCCCAGGAUUACAGGUUGAACCUGGUGCUAUUCCUCAGCCCAUUUAACCAUCAUCCCUAUAAAUGUCUGUAUGAAAGAGAGAGAGGAGGAAAGGGAAAAGCAAGAGCUAUGGGGUGACUGGGCAUGGCCCAGCCCUGCUGGGAGGGGUGGGCUUCCUUACUGGGGGCACUGGGAACACUCACAGAGCCCGCUGUGUUAAGGGGAUGAGCAAAACUGAGGUUACUAUUCCCACUGCUUCCCAUUCCCUAGUUAUUCAUCCCAUCCAUCCAACACCCCUCCACCCUGACUGUCACUUCUCCACAGCAUUAAAAAUGUGCUGCAAACAAACCCAGGGCUCCACACUGGUCACACUUUGGGUCACCCACUGACGUGCAGUGGCUGUAUGGACACACCUCCCACACACACUCCUGCUGGGGAGGGCAGGGAUGUCCUUGGUGAUGUUGAUUUUUAUCCCUACCAGGGCUCCUCGUGGCCUUUUCCCGCCUUGCCCCGAAAGCGUGCCUCCUCCACGCCACCCCUGCUCCCGGCACAUGCGGGGCCUCGGGAAUGCCAUUGAUCCCAGACAACCAGCUGGAGGGUCGGUGCUUUCCCAGCUCCCCACGCCCCACACUCCACCAGCAGCGUGGGCAGAAGGUUAUUCUCCCCGGGGCAUUGGCGGCCAAUGGACCGUGCACUAAUGGAUGCUUCCCCCAUUGUCCCGCUGCCCGCCGGGAUUGGCUGCGGGGCUGUGGGAAACACCGGCGAUCCCGACACUCACGUAUCUGCCCCGGCACCCCGGCUAUAAAUACAGCACUCGGGAGCUGCCAGAGCAUCCCCUCGUGCUCGGCACGGCAGCUGAGAGGGGUCUGUGCCCAGCUGAGAGCGCCCGGGAUGGCUCCCAGCAACACCCUCAUGAUCCACGUGGAGGAGAAACUGCUGCCAAAGGAAAAGAACAAACUGAGGAAGCCGGUGGUGGAGAAAAUGCGCCGGGACCGGAUUAACAGCAGCAUCGAGCAGCUGAAACUGCUCCUGGAGAAGGAGUUCCAGAGGCACCAGCCCAACUCCAAGCUGGAGAAAGCCGACAUCCUGGAGGUGGCUGUGAGCUACCUGAAGCAGCAGAGCCAGCUGCAGGAGCAAACAUUCGCCCCCAAGAGCCCCGAGCAGGACUUUAACAGCGGGUACCUGCGGUGCCUCAAGGAGGCCAUGCACUUUCUGUCCUACUACGAGCCCAAGAAGGACACCCAGGUCCAGCUCAUCAAGCACUUCUGCAAAGCCCAGCUGGGCUCAGACCCCUCGUACUCCCUGGCCCUGCGCAGCUCCCCCCUGUCUCCCUGUGUGCUCCCCAGAAAACAGCCUGCCCAGAAGAGCCUGCCUGCUGCUCCCACCAUCUGGAGGCCCUGGUAGACCUGCUGAACUCUGUUCCCGUGUUUUGCUACAAAAACUAGAGGGACCUGUGGUUUAUUAGUUCCUCUUUAAAGUAGGAAACGUUGCUUUCCAAAGGCGGGAGGGGGUGGUUAUUGUUUUUCUGUCACCAGAAAUGAGGGUCGCUGGGUGGUUUCCCUUCAUAGUGAAGGACUGUGGGUGUAUCUUGCAGCAAAUUUGUUGCUUUUAUUGGUGGCUCCUGGCCAAAGACAGGACCAAGUUCUGUGGUGAUCUCAGAGAGCAAAUGCCCUUCAGGUUCCAUCAGAGGCUGCUGAGCCCGUGGCUGGCAGUGGGAAUCCUUGUGCUGACUCCCCGGGUCACUGGUUCAAGUGCUCCAUUGUCUCUUGGUAAUGUACUGACCUUCCUCAAGAAGGAGCCCUUUGGAGAAUGUAUUUUGUAUCAUAAAGAGAGGACUGAGCCUUUACCUUUUGAGUGAAAGAUGUUAUUAAGAAAUGCUGAUUCUUCUGAAGCUCCUCUGCUAUUUUUAGUGUCCUCACAGAGUUGUGCUGAUCACAGAUAGCUCUGGGGAAAAUUCUCUUCCUGUCACUUUGUGCUGCUCUCAGUUGAGGGAUAAUUGAUGCCUUUUGUAAAGGAAAAUACCUGAGCUAUACCUUAAGGAGAAGGGGGAGGAAGGGAAGCAAUAAGUACUUUGUAAUCAUUCACUGAACAUGAUAAGGAGCUUAAAAAGCUUUUAUAAAGUUAUGAUGUAUUCAUCCUGUGUGAUGUCCAACUUGUGUGUCUUCACUGUACAAUACAAUAAAAAUUGUUUUAGUCAUUAA
Molecule: messenger RNA, 2656 nt
Organism: Pseudopipra pipra
Lineage: Eukaryota; Metazoa; Chordata; Aves; Passeriformes; Pipridae
Product: transcription factor HES-5-like
Exons: 3
Coding region: 1023-1859 (278 amino acids)
Biological process (GO): regulation of transcription by RNA polymerase II; regulation of neurogenesis; anterior/posterior pattern specification
Cellular component (GO): nucleus
Molecular function (GO): RNA polymerase II cis-regulatory region sequence-specific DNA binding; DNA-binding transcription factor activity, RNA polymerase II-specific; protein dimerization activity
Source: RefSeq, a predicted model, not a curated record